GGCACCGACUCAGGCCUAAAGGGUGGCUGCUAACUCAGCAGAGUGCUGAGGGCUCAGGCUAGAUUACAGACCGAGUUACAGACAGAGCACGCAAAGUUAAAGACAGGCAGGCUACUAAACACUUGUCUCUCUCAAUCGCUAUUGGUGGAGGAGUUGUCACAGCUGGGCAAGUUACUAUAGCAGUGUGGGCUACACAGUAGGAGUCUAUUUUGGUCCUGCUGUCAGAUGACGAUGUCACCUUGCACAAGUGGCAAUGCUGGUUGAGGGGAAACAGGUUGCCUGAAGUGGGCUGGAAAACUAUGUCAGGGGCGGAUAAGGACGAGGAACCUGCUUACAGACUCUACUUCUAUUCUGCAUCCUUCCAGCGCUCCAACAGCCAUGACAAAGUGAGGAAGAUAGUGGCUGAGGAGGGCCGCGCUGCCCGAAACCUCAUUGCCUGGAGUGUACCCCUAGAAAACAAAGAGGAGGAAGCAAAGUCCAAAAGCAACUCCAGCAGCAGUUCAAGGGGUCAGCGAAUCAACUCUGGACUACACAGGAAUAAGAAACAGAAUACAGGCGUGGAAAACAAGGGUACAGCUGGUUCACUGUUGGACAAAGGGGCAGAGAAAAGCCCCACCAAAGCCAGACAGCCACGCAAGGUUGACCUGCGAGCGCGCUACUGGGCCUUCCUCUUUGACAAUCUGCGUCGGGCUGUGGAUGAGAUCUACGUCACCUGUGAAUCUGAUCAGAGUGUCGUAGAAUGCAAGGAGGUGUUGAUGAUGCUGGAUAACUAUGUAAGGGAUUUCAAAGCGCUCAUAGACUGGAUUCAGCUCCAGGAGAAGUUGGAGAAAACUGACGCUCAGAAUAGGCCCACCUCUUUAGCCUGGGAGGUGCGCAAGAUGUCUCCAGGACGUCAUGUGAUGCCGAGCCCCUCCUCUGACAGAAUUGUUGCAUCUCCUAGUGCACGUCGCUCCCUCAGCUUUGGUGGUCCUCCACCUACACUUGCUGCAGCCCGGCUCACAGGCCCCAGCUGGGCUGACCGGGUGAAGUGCACCCAGUCCCUACCCAACUCUGGUCAACCUGCCACCUGCCCAGUAGAGAAACCAGGAAAGAAGGAUGCUGAGGGCUGGGAGACUGUCCAGAGAGGACGUCCUGCCAGGCCUCGCUCUGCCGCCAUAGUUGCCAAGGUCAGUCCGGUCUUGGCUCAUGUCACCCCCAAACAGGACAGUGCCAAGGAGAGCCAGUCACAGCUACUGCCACAAGAAGAGCAGCAACUCUGCCCUCCCUGUCCCCAGGACAAGGACGGGGCCCAGACGGACUCUGAGCAGCCAGUCCCUGUGGAGCCUGGCCCCAUGGAGAAGGCUGGAGAUUCUGAAAACAGGCACAUGAUGGAGCCCCCAGCAGAGAGUGUCCAAGAUUCGGGGCAGUGCGUCGACGCACCCUGUGAAGACGCGCCUCCCCCAAUAUCAGCUCUCACCCCUUCCCAAGUCCCAGAGCUCACCCCAACCUCAGCCCCAGUCCCACCCACAACCAUAUCCCUCCCAGUCCCAGUCCCCACUAUGGUCCUCUCCCCAUCCCCAGAUCUACCCCAGAUGGAUGGGCUUGGUACACUGCCGGCCUUGGGGGACAGUGGGGCUGUGGGGGGCGCGUCGCAGGGCAUGGCCACAUCUGCUCCAGGACAGGCUGAGACUCCCAUGGCAGCGGUGAAACUGGAGAGUGUGCUGGACCCCACAGAGCUUUCUACUCCCCAGUCCAUGGCAGAGGUCCUGGCCAAGAAAGAAGAACUGGCUGACCGUCUAGAAAGGGCAAAUGAGGAGGCCAUCGCCAGCGCCAUUGCUGAGGAGGAGCAGCUGACCAGAGAGAUUCAGGCUGAGAACAACGACCUGGAGACAGACAACGAAAGUGACUUCUCUGCUAGCAUUGGCAAUGGAAGCUGUGGACUCAAUAUGGAUUGGAGUGAUAUGCUGGCAGAUUAUGACGCUCGAGAGCCAUGGCGUCAGAGCACCUCCUGGGGGGAUAUGGUGGAAGAGGAACCUGCACGGCCUCCUGGGCAUGGGAUCCACAUGCAUGAGAAGUUGUCCUCACCGUCACGUAAAAGAACCAUUGCUGAGUCCAAGAAGAAACAUGAGGAGAAGCAGCUUAAGGCCCAGCAGCUGAGGGACAAGCUUCGGGAGGAAAAGACACACAAACUACAGAAACUUUUGGAGAGGGAGAAAGAGGUAAGGAAAUGGAAGGAGGAGUUGUUAGAUCAGCGUCGCAGGAUGAUGGAGGAGAAGCUGUUGCAUGCAGAGUUCAAGCGGGAGCUGCAGCUCCAGGCCAUCGUGAAGAAGGCCCAGGAGGAAGAGGCCAAGGUGAACGAAAUAGCAUUCAUCAAUACUCUGGAAGCCCAGAACAAGAGGCAUGAUGUGUUGGCCAAGUUGAAUGAGUAUGAGCAGCGCCUUAAUGAGCUGCAAGAAGAGAGACAGAGGAGACAGGAGGAGAAGCAGGCCAGAGACGAGGCUGUACAGGAGCGUAAACGGGCUCUGGAAGCAGAGCGGCAAGCGAGGGUGGAGGAGCUGUUGAUGCGGAGGAAGGAGCAGGAGGCUCGUAUUGAACAGCAGAGGCAGGAGAAAGAGAGGGCUAGAGAAGAUGCAGCACGGGAGAGAGCCAGAGACCGAGAGGAGCGCCUGGCUGCUCUGAGCGCUGCACAACAGGAGGCCAUGGAGGAACUGCAGAAGAAAAUUCAGAUGAAACACGAUGAAAGCAGCCGUAGGCAUAUGGAGCAAAUCGAGCAGAGGAAGGAGAAGGCAGCUGAGCUCAGCAGCGGUCGGCAUGCCAACACCGACUACGCCCCCAAACUGACACCGUACGAGCGCAAGAAACAGUGCUCCCUUUGCAAUGUUGUGAUCACCUCGGAGGUGCACCUGUUCAGCCACACCAAGGGCAAGAGGCACCAACAGGCCGUGCGAGACAGUAGCAGCAUCCAGGGACGGGAGCUUUCUGAUGAGGAAGUGGAGCAUCUCUCCUUGAAGAAAUACAUUGUGGAUAUUGUGACGGACAGCUCGGUCUCAUCGGAGAGCAUAAAGGAUGGAGAGGAGAGGCAGAAGGCACGGAAGAAGGCAAAGAAGCUCCGCGCAAGGAUGAACUCCAGGGCAAAGGAAUAUGAGAUGUCAGUGGAGGCAAAGACACAGGUCCCCGACUCCCCGUACAAGGCCAAGCUGCAGCGCCUGGUGAAGGACCUGUUGAAGCAGCUGCAGGGUCAAGACAGCGGCCACUGGGCCAACAACAAAGUGUCUGGCCUGGACAGGACCUUGGGCGAGAUCUCCCGCAUCCUGGAGAAACAGAAUAAUGCAGAUCAAGUGGCUUUCCAAGUGGGAGGUGGUCUGUCUGCUCUGGAACAAAUUCUGCAAGUCGUCACUGCUGCCUCCACACCCACCGCAGCUCCACGUAUACCUCUAAAGUCUCUCUGUGCUGCUGUAAACACAUACUACCUGGCCUGUUCCCGCUGCCCCCUCAACUGCUCCUAUGUGCUGUUCAGCAACAAGAUAGCCCUCCUCAUGGACCUGCUGCUACAUCAGCUAACACUGUACGUCCCAGAUGAGGACAAGUCCAUCUUUGGGCGCAGUAUGAACAAACAGGUGUUUGAAGGCUUGACAACAGGCUUGCUGCAGACCAGUGCCACCAUCCUUGGGUUCCUUUGGCCCAAUAUGUCUGAGAGUGAGCAAGGCGAAAAUUCAAGGAUCUGCUCCCCCGACGCCAAGGCCAAGAACUCUGCCACAGAGUCCUUCAACACUCGAGCACAGGACCUAAUCAGCUAUGUAGUGAACAUGGGUUUGAUUGACAAGCUGUAUGGGUGCUUCCUGUCAGUCCAAGGUCCUGUAGACGAGUGUCCCAAGAUGUCUGCCUUUCUUCAGCAGGCCUCAGCUCUGCUGCAUAGCAUAUGUAAGCUGUGCUUCGUUGUGACUGGACGUGCUCCCAGUAUAUUUGACAAUAAGCGCCAGGACCCAACUGGACUGACAGCCCUGCUGCAGUCCACAGACCUGGUGGGAGUGGUGCACACCCUGUAUUGUAUCCUGCUGCACAGCUCCCUGCCAGAGUCUGCUGCCCAGAGUCCUCAGGAACCCUAUGCCCCUGGGGUCAUCCAGGUCGCUCUGCAAGGCAUUCGCUUCCUCAACAGUUUUGCCCUGCUUGACCUCUCUGCCUUCCAGUCUGUUCUCGGAGCUGAGGGCCUGUCUCUAGCUUUCCGUCACAUUGUCAGCUCCCUGCUCUGGUACUGUACCCAGCAUUCCUCUGAAGAGCUGCUGCACGAGGUCAUCAUCUGUGUGGGCUACUUCACCGUUAAUCACCCUGACAACCAGGUGAUAGUGCAGUCUGGCCGCCAGCCCAGCGUGCUGCAGAAACUGUGUCAGCUGCCCUUCCAGUACUUCAGCCACCCGCGCCUCAUCAGAGUGCUCUUCCCCUCCCUCAUCUCGGCCUGCUAUAACAACCCACAGAACAAGGUCAUUCUGCAGCAGGAGAUGAGCUGUGUGCUGCUAGCUACAUUCAUUCAGGACUGUGCCUCAAGUGAGAAAGAUCCAGACAAUAAAGCAAAGCAAGGAGUCUUUCAGCCGCUGGAUUACUGUGAGUUGUCUAACCGCUUUCCAAGAGAUCAGUGGGACUCGGCGCUGCAGUUUUUCCUUAAGAAACAGGAGGAGUAAUAGAGUUGCACACUGUCCUCACAAUGGAUAUGCGUAAAGUAAACACUACAAGGGAGACGGAGACAUGGUUAUCCACUCUGCUUCAUUUUUCCUUUUUUGAUUUUUUUUUUUCUUUACCUUGACUUGAGGUCUGCACAUAAAACUGUUAUUCAAACUUUGCCAAAAUAUGUAAAAUUUUGUGGUUGUUAAGCCUUAUCAUUUGUUCGUGUAUUUGUUAUGAUUUCUUAGAAAUCAUUCGUUGAUCAUGUACAAACCAGUUGUUCAUGUCUCGCAUUUACAGUUCUGAUGCUCACAGCUAUUCCAUUCAGUGCCCAAAAUAGCCAUUUGUUUUUGUCUUUGUUACUGUUGUGGAUAGAAAUGGUCAUGCACACAUACACAAAAAUAAUAAUAAUUAAAAAAAAUAAAACGUUUUAUUAUGCUGUAAUAAUUCACUUUCUAAACAUUUCUGUAAAUUCUUUGUGUUAAUUUAUUUAUCUUUGCUCAUCAUUUAGAAUGUGAAUGACCUGACCAGAAUGUUAUUCCUGUAGUUUACAUGGUGCAAGUUUUGUACAAGUUAUACAAACUGUCCUGAUUGCUGGUAUCUGUUAAGAGUUCUGUAUGUUUUUCAAGUUCACAUAUGUCCUUGUUUUUUUGUUUUUGUUAUGAUUUUCUCUGGUGGGAAGCACUUAAAAAUUAAUAUAAUAUAUUACGUAAUUUACCUUUGUCUAUCACAAAAAAUAAACAAAUCACUUAUGCUGACA
This is a messenger RNA of Myripristis murdjan (pinecone soldierfish), 5395 nucleotides long. It is a transcript of the gene scaper, whose product is annotated as S-phase cyclin A-associated protein in the ER. The transcript is spliced from 31 exons. Gene Ontology annotation, molecular function: zinc ion binding; nucleic acid binding. Lineage: Eukaryota; Metazoa; Chordata; Actinopteri; Holocentriformes; Holocentridae. The coding region runs from base 300 to 4655 and encodes 1451 amino acids. The record is from RefSeq and is a predicted model, not a curated record.